Messenger RNA from Cetraspora pellucida, 714 nucleotides. NCBI's taxonomy places the organism in Eukaryota, Fungi, Glomeromycota, Glomeromycetes, Diversisporales, Gigasporaceae. The record is from the annotation of a GenBank genome assembly.
AUGGCUUUUCAACUAAACUCUUUUAAGCCCAAAACAAAAACAACACCUCGUAUUGAAUUAAGUGAUUUGGUCGGUAUGUCGAAAAUUUGUGAAGGUGGUUCUGAAUAUGCGGACGGUGGAGAUUUGCAAAAUUAUCUUCGAAAAUAUCAUCCUUCUUUGAUUUGGAGGCAAAGAUUGAUUCUGGCUUUUCAAAUUACAAAUGGGUUACAUUAUUUGCACAGCAAAGAAAUUAUUCACUGUGAUCUGCAUGAUAAAAACGUUGUGAUUAAGAAUGGUAAUGCAAAAAUUAUCGAUUUUGGAAAUGCUAAAAAUAUUAAUGCACCAACAAAAAUCCAUAUCGAUAACGGUCUAGUUGGUGUAAUACCUUAUUUAGCACCUGAAUUACUUAGUAGAUUUAAUAACAUUCCCUAUUCUAAGAAAAUGGAUAUCUAUAGUCUGGGCAUGUUAUUUUGGGUACUAACUAGCGGUCGUAGGCCAUUCGAUGAACAAUUAAACCCUGGUUUUAUAGAAUGUGUUAGUUUAUAUAGUCUUAUUAUUCAAGGCAAAAAAGAAGAAAUAAUUCCUGGAACUUCUCAAGCUUAUGUUAAUCUUUAUUAUAGAUGUUGGGAUGAUAAUCCAAAUAUGCGUCCUGAUAUUGAAUCGGUUUAUCACGACUUAAAAAUAUUAAAGGAUAAGAUAUUAGAGGAUGAGAGUUUAAACUCUACCAAACAUUAA